Molecule: messenger RNA, 3052 nt
Organism: Calypte anna (Anna's hummingbird)
Lineage: Eukaryota; Metazoa; Chordata; Aves; Apodiformes; Trochilidae
Gene: PCSK7
Product: proprotein convertase subtilisin/kexin type 7
Exons: 16
Coding region: 28-2361 (777 amino acids)
Biological process (GO): protein processing
Cellular component (GO): trans-Golgi network; Golgi membrane
Molecular function (GO): serine-type endopeptidase activity
Source: RefSeq, a predicted model, not a curated record
CGCCGGACCGGGCCCGCCGCCGGUCCGAUGCCGCAGCGGGAGCCGCGAUGGAGCGGCGGGAUGGAGGCCGCGCUCUGCAUCCACACCUGCCUCUGGCUGGGGGCCGCCUGGCUCCCCGGGGCCGCCCCGCAGGACGGGGGUCUGAGCUGGGCCGUCAGCCUGGAGGCUCCCGAGGAGGAGGUGGAGCAGCGGGCGGAGGAGCUGGCCCGGGCGGCGGGGCUGGUGAACAUGGGCCGUGUCGGGGAGCUGCGGGGACAUUACCUCCUCUCUUGGCCGCCUCCCCGUGGCCGCUCCCCCGCGGCCGCCCCGCCCGAAGCCGUGCGGAGGUCGGUGGAGACUCUGUUCGCACAGCACGACAGCGUGCGGUGGCACUCGGAGCAGAAGCUGCUGAAGCGCUCCAAGCGCAGCCUGCACUUUAACGACCCCAAGUACCCCCAGCAGUGGCACCUGAACAACCGCAGGAGCCCCGGCAGGGACAUCAACGUCACCGGGGUCUGGGAGCGGGACGUGACGGGACGUGGCGUGACCGUGGUGGUGGUGGAUGAUGGCGUGGAGCACACCGUGAAGGACAUCCAGCCCAACUACAGCCCUGAAGGAAGCUACGACUUGAACUCCAACGACCCCGACCCCAUGCCUCACCCCGACGAGGAGAACGGGAACCACCACGGGACGCGCUGUGCCGGGGAGAUCGCGGCGGUGCCCAACAACAGCUUCUGCACCGUGGGGGUGGCCUAUGGCAGCCGCAUCGCAGGCAUCCGUGUGCUGGACGGGCCCCUCACAGACAGCAUGGAGGCCAUUGCCUUCAACAAGCACUAUCAGAUCAAUGACAUCUACAGCUGCAGCUGGGGUCCAGAUGACGAUGGGAAGACUGUGGAUGGCCCCCACCAGCUGGGGAAGGCUGCCCUGCAGCACGGGGUCAUGGCGGGGCGCCGGGGCUUCGGCAGCAUCUUCGUGGUGGCCAGUGGCAACGGGGGCCAGCACAACGACAACUGCAACUACGACGGCUACGCCAACUCCAUCUACACCGUCACCAUCGGUGCAGUGGAUGAGACGGGCUCCAUGCCGUUCUACGCCGAGGAGUGUGCAUCCAUGCUGGCUGUCACCUUCAGUGGUGGGGACAAGAUGAUGAGGAGCAUUGUGACAACAGACUGGGACCUGCAGAAGGGCACGGGCUGCACGGAGGGGCACACGGGGACCUCGGCUGCUGCUCCCUUGGCUGCAGGGAUGAUUGCACUGAUGCUGCAGGUGAGGCCCUGCCUCACCUGGAGAGAUGUCCAGCACAUCAUUGUCUUCACUGCCACCAAGUACGAGGAUCGUCGUGCCAAGUGGGACAAGAACCAGGCAGGCUUCAGCCACAGCCACCAGCACGGCUUUGGGCUCCUCAACGCCUGGCGCCUGGUCAAUGCUGCCAAGGUGUGGGAGUCUGUCCCCUACCUCGCCUCCUACAUGAGCCCCGUGCUGAGGGAGGGCAGGAGCAUCCCCCUGCUCCCACAGGAGCUGGAGGUCACCUGGAAUGUCACCACCACCGACCUGGAGCUCUCCGGCAUGAGAACCUUGGAGCACGUGGCAGUCACCAUCACCAUAACCCACCCUCGCCGUGGCAACCUGGAGAUCAGGCUCUUCUGCCCCAGUGGAAUGAUGUCCCUGAUAGGGACCACCAGGAGCAUGGACUCGGACCCCAAUGGCUUUGCUGACUGGACCUUCUCCACCGUCCGGUGCUGGGGUGAGGAGGCACAGGGCACGUACAGGCUGGUGGUCAGGGACAUUGGAGAUGAAAGCUUGAGGCCUGGCACUUUGAAGCAGUGGCAGCUGACUCUGUACGGCUCCUCCUGGUCCCCAGCAGAGAUGAGGGAGCGGCAGAGGCUGCUGGAGGAAGCCAUGAGCGGGCGGUACCUGAGCAGUGACUUCUCCCUGCCCUGCCCACCAGGGCUGGAGAUCCCCGAGGAGCAGCCCCACACCAUCACAGCCAAUACCCUCAAGACCCUCCUGCUGCUGGGAUGCUUUGCCGUGUUCUGGACUUUCUACUACAUGCUGGAGGUUUGCCUGACCAGGAACAGCGUGGGGCUGGACGUGACCUGCAACGGCUCCACCAGCUGCAGGUGGUACCAGCAGGGAGGGAAGCACAGCAGCACCCUGGAGAACGGCCUGGAGAUGGAGUCAGUGCCACUCUACCGGGAGAAGGACAUCGAGGAUGUCGAGAUUGAGUGUGAGCACCUGCAGCCUGCCCAGCAGGACGAGAGGGAGGAGGGGUCCUGGACUUCCACCCACCCCAAACUCCCCAGCAGCAGCUUCCAGGAGGCCCCCCCGGUCGUAGCAGGGUACCGUGGCCGGGAGGAGGACAGGGAGCACCAGCCCUGCUAGCUGAGGCUGGGGUUGGGGCUGUGUCCCCCCUUUAGGUACGUGCAGCGGAGACCUCCCUGCCACCACCUUGGAGGUGGCUCAGAAGCAGGAGGAGUGCUGGCAGCAGGAGGGGACCUGCCCCUUCCCUGCCUCUGGAACACAACACAAGCCUUAACCCCCUCCUCACGGAGCCCGUUCCCCGCCGGGCUGCAUAGAGCCCGCAGCGAUGCCUGCAGGGUGCCUGCUGCAGCACUGUCACUGUCACCUGCCUGUCCUGAGGGUCAGGAGCUGGCCCGGGACCCCGGUCCCGCCCAGUUGGGCAGCAGGGACUCCUUUUGCCCAUCUCCAACCAGCGCUUGCUCCCUGUCCCCUGCACCCUGACCCCGUCACCUCCUCCUGUGUCCUGCAGCCAGGCAGGGGGUGGCUGCAGCGCUUUGACCUCUUGCUGGGGGGGCAGCAGGGGCUGUCCCUGUGGCAGGGGCACAGAUGGUGGCCCCAGGUCUGCCCGCCCGGUGCUGGGAGGGCCAAGGCCACAGGCAGUGGCUGCUCAGGCCGGGCAGGGGAGGCUGAGUUGGGCUGGCAGUGGCUAAGGGGCGGGCUUGCUCAUGCGUCCUUGGGUGUGUUUGGGUUAUUUUUUUAAAGCUGGGGUUUGUUUUUUUUAAUCAGCAAAGCCCUUUUGUGUAGCUUUCCAAAUAAAGUCUUAAAAACCCUC